CUUUUAGCCGAACUUUUGUCUCCUCUUCAGCAAUAUAUUGCUGAUACCUGGCCAGAUGGUAUAGUGAGACUUUUCAGAUCUGAGUCGCGACUUGGCUUGAUUGGAGCCCGUCUGAUGGGUGCUAGCAAAGCUUCUGGUGAUGUACUCGUUUUCCUUGAUGCCCACUGUGAGGCCACUACGCUGUGGAUAGAGCCUUUACUUUCUCGUAUUCAAGAGUCUCCCACCUCAGUUGUCUGCCCCAUUAUUCAUUCAAUAAAUGAUAAGACACUGUCGUUUAUUUAUGGUCCAAUGCGUACUGCAGAUGGUCAACUUACUUCCAACACGGGGACCUUUACAUGGAGUGGGCAUUUCAGUUGGGAGCAGCCACCAAGUUGGUUUGUUAGUUCCCGUAAUCUUACAACUGAUCCAAUAAAAUCCUUAACGAUGGCAGGAGGCCUUUUUGCCAUCAGCAGGAAGUAUUUCUUUCAUAUUGGUUCAUAUGAUAGCGCCAUGGAGAUAUGGGGAGGUGAAAACUUGGAGAUGUCCUUCAGAGUUUGGCAGUGUGGAGGCUCUAUCGAAGUCGCAGUUUGUUCUCAUGUUGGCCAUAUAUUCCGUCCUAUACAUCCCUAUGGAUUUCCAAGUAAGUAUUCAUUUCAUUCGUUUCUCUUAUCAUCUAUUUCUUAUUGUAUAUUUUUAUCUGUGUCACUGCCCCAAAUUAUUGUUACAAUCGAAACUAACAAUUUACUUCAUAAAUUGCAACUCAUCGCUGGCAAAUUUCCUUCUAGAUCACUUCAUUUAACUGCUAUGUCAGUAGACGGAGGUGACGUUUCAGAACGCAUCGAACUGCGCCAGAGGCUACAUUGCAAGAGCUUCGAUUGGUUCAUCAAGAACAUUGCCACUCAUAAAUUUAUUUUCACAAAAAACGUUACUGCAUAUGGUAAGGUAUUUCCACCUACCGCUGCUGGCUAG
Molecule: messenger RNA, 948 nt
Organism: Protopolystoma xenopodis
Lineage: Eukaryota; Metazoa; Platyhelminthes; Monogenea; Polystomatidea; Polystomatidae
Source: the annotation of a GenBank genome assembly